Eutrema salsugineum is the source of this 969-nucleotide messenger RNA. Its product is annotated as probable 2-oxoglutarate-dependent dioxygenase AOP1. The coding region runs from base 1 to 969 and encodes 322 amino acids. The record is from RefSeq and is a predicted model, not a curated record. The transcript has 3 exons. Gene Ontology annotation, molecular function: dioxygenase activity. NCBI's taxonomy places the organism in Eukaryota, Viridiplantae, Streptophyta, Magnoliopsida, Brassicales, Brassicaceae.
AUGACGAUAAGUUUGAAAACCCAAUUUCCCCUUACCCUUCCGGUCAUCGACUUCUCGAGUCGUGACCUCAAACCGGAAACACUCGAGUGGGACUCGGUGAGAGCCCGAGUCCGAAAAGCCCUAGAAGAAUACGGAUGUUUCGAGGCCUUGUUCGAUGGAGCUUCAGUGGAGCUACGGAAGGCACUGUUCGAGGCUUCCGAGGAAGCUUUUGAUUUACCAUUGGAGACCAAACAAAGUACAAAGUCUGACAAACUCUACAAAGGAUACGUCGGUCAGGUUCCAACUAUACCUUUAUACGAAGGUAUGGGCUUUGACGGUGCGGAUAAUCCUGAAGUUGUCGAUGACAUGACUCACAAGCUUUGGCCUCAAGGCAACGUCACCUUCAGCAAGAAUGUUCAGUCAUUCGCGGAGAAGUUAAUAGAAUUGGACGUGAAAGUAAGGACGAUGAUCAUGGAGAGUUUCGGGCUCGAGAAAUACAUCGAUGAGCAUCUUAACUCAGCGAAAAACCACUUUCGUUUCUUUAAAUAUAGAGGACUUGACGAAAACACCGAGGAGAAGCUAGGCCUUGACCCUCAUAUUGAUAGACAUUUUCUCACCAUACUUUGCCAAAAUGACGUAGUAGAUGGCUUGGAGAUCAAAGCCAAAGAUGGUGAAGAGUGGAUCAAAGCUAAGCCAUCUCAAGAUUCUUCUUUCCUUGUCAUAGCCGGAGCUUCUCUUCAUGUACUAUUGAAUGGUGGGGUGUUUCCUCCGCUUCACCGUGUGAUUAUAACCGGAAAGAAAGAUAGGCACGCGGCUGGACUAUUCUUGCUUCCUAAAGAAGGGCUGAUCAUAAAUGCACCAGAGGAGAUGGUCGAUGAUGAACAUCCUCGUCUCUAUAAGCCUUUUGAUUUUGAGGCUUACUUUAAGUUCACCUACACAGACACCAAGAAGAGAGAUCUAUCUGCUCUCAAGACCUACUGUUCCCUUUAA